Molecule: messenger RNA, 1489 nt
Organism: Solea solea (common sole)
Lineage: Eukaryota; Metazoa; Chordata; Actinopteri; Pleuronectiformes; Soleidae
Product: glycine N-acyltransferase-like protein 3
Exons: 5
Coding region: 653-1489 (278 amino acids)
Cellular component (GO): mitochondrion
Molecular function (GO): glycine N-acyltransferase activity
Source: RefSeq, a predicted model, not a curated record
AAAGUGAUUUUACUGUACAGUAAAAAUCUAAAUAAGUUAAGGAAAAUAUAUAGUUCAAUAGCUUCUGGCUAUCAGCUCGAUUGAAUGCACUUGUCUUAUUUUGAAAACCGGUAGUGAUCUCGCUCGGUAUCAAACCAGCGCUGAUUCUCAGCCGACUCCCAGCUUUUACCGUAAGUUCGACUGCACGGGCGCACUUAAAAACGAAUGACGGCUCACUUGACCACGCGAAAACGAAUGACGGCUCACUUGACCGCAGUUCGCGAUCGACGGUGAUUUCCCUGGUAGUUGUUGGAAAUUAACCCACGUUUUUAGGAUUGUUGAGUAGUUUAAACCCCGAUCUACAGGUCGGCACUGUUCGUCUUCAUUUGUGUCCAGCCAGCUGACACCAGCUUAUUCUGACUCGGUGACCCAUACCAGGCGCAUUUCCACUAGCUCUACUUGCCUCGCCUCGCCUCGCCACGCCACGGCUGCAGGAGAAGAGUGGCCCCGCAGCUGACUGCGCGUCAUGCGCACCGCCUAUAUAAUUACAAGACAAUACAAAAUAAACUUGUCUGGUCGGACGACAUUUUGAUAAGCACAGAUAACUGAAGAAGUCCGGACUUUGGACCUACGUGUGAAAACCAGCCAUUCAGUCAAGUUCCACCAACUAAACAUGAAGAUCCUUAACAAAAGCGAACUGGAGAUUGCAGAAGGAGUUCUGUUCAAGCAUCUACCUCAGAGUUAUAAGGUCUACGGAUACCUUUAUAAUAUAAACAGGAACAAACCAACUACACAGGAGGUAGUUGUUGAUUCAUGGCCCAAGUUUAAGGUCAUCAUUUGCCGACCUGACCUUAAGACCAAAGGUGUUCUGGAGUCCAGGAAAAGGGUGGCAUGCUACAGCACUGAGGAGCAGGCUUUAAGAAAAAUGCUGAUGGACGAUAAUGUAAUAGACUGGAGUUUGGAUUUCAUGGCAGGAGGAUUUGACUUGUCCCAAGACCCCAUACUUAAAGAAGUGUCUUCUGAGAGAGAUGUUAAGUUGAGAUACAUGUGUGUGGUUCACCUCGUGUAUUUGGCAGACAGCAGCCAUCUUCUCACACCAACAGUUGAUAGUGAUCUUGAAUCAAGGAUUUCCUCCCUUGACAUUUCCCAUGUUGACUUGGUGAAUAAAACAUGGAAGUUUGGAGGGAAUGAGCAGAGUUACAACACCGUUAAACAUUUCAUUAGCAAUUAUCCGUCGUACUGCAUCACUGACGGACAGGAUCAGCCGGUGUCCUGGAUUCUGUUGUACGAGUACUGUGCCAUGGGCCUGUUGUACACUGUGCCAGAGCACAGAGGGAAAGGGUAUGCCAAAGUUCUGGUCAGCACUAUGGCAAAAAGACUCUGUGCUGAGGGACACCCGGCCUUCUGCUUCAUCGAGGAGGAGAACAUCAUUUCCUACAGGCUCUUUAAAAACCUUGGCUUUACUGAGGAUCCCUCAUACAGGGCAGGGUGGAUUCAUUUCAAUUACUGA